AUGGUAGCAUCUUCGCCUCUGGCGGCCAUGCACCGCCCAAUGCCUACUCCUACAUGGAGAGGCAGAGACAUCUUCCGCUCCCAUUACGCCAGCAACUCUGCUCCGGGAUCUAUGAGCCUUCGCGAGCAACUUCACAAAGGCACAGGAGAUUUCCUCAACGUUAAAGAAGUCCGAGGUUCAUCUCCCGCUGUGAGCUUAGCUGCCGAUCUGUCCCAAAACUUCCGGCUUGAUAAUGAAGCGAGUCCCAAGUUCCCAACUCCUCGACGAGCUCUUUUCACGGCUAAUGUAGUUGGCGAUACUGGUGACAAUGAUUUUGUGACAACUCCUUCUGUGCUAUCUUCUUCGCCUAGUCAGUUUACGGAGAUGUCCCCUCUCCCUCGUAAGGUGACCUUCAGCGCCGUGGUUGAAGUUGCGUCGCCUACACCCAUUUCAUCCGCUGCCAAUGAUGCUGCUAUGCCGGACUCUUCGGCCCCCAAUUCCCGUCAAUCUUCUCCGGAACCAGUGAAGUCUCGCUCACGGCAAUCAUCGCUGGAGCCAACGAAGCCAAUUGCUUCCGAGCCAGCGCAGAUGCAAGCUCGACGCGGUCGAGGACUCGCUGACAUUCUGGCUGGCCGUAGAAUAGCGGGCCCAAGGCGGACGACUCCUAUUCGACUGAAGGCGCUUGCUAACACUGGCUCCCCUGCCUCCCCAAGCCCAUCAUUUCAAGUAGCAGCUAACAACUCAACUUUAUCUCUCGAUGAGUGCUUCGACUCAGAUUCCCCACCGCAGGACCGCAGCAGGCCUUUGUCAUCGCAUAGCCCCUGUUCUCCUAUUCCCAUUGGUCUUCGUUCGAGAUCCCAACUUGGAAGUCUCGGGGGGAAUAGUCGCCUUGGUUCGCCGGGCAACUUUCAUGCUAGAAGACAGUCAAACCCUUUUUUGAGAACCCGAAAGCAAUUUCGCAGGUCUUUGAGCAUGUUUGAGAGUCCUACCGAUAUCAUGAAACCAAAGCCUGAGAGGGGACUUGCUGCUUCUCCUAUACUAAAAUCUGUGGCCGAUAUUGAAGAAGCCCAUGAACCGACCAUCCCUCAUUUUCUUCCUGAUGACCCUACAGAUACGAUCCCUCGAAUCACAAAAGAGACGAUGCUGGAAAUCUUGGAUGGAAAAUAUAGCGACAAGUUUGCUCAGCGGAUGAUCAUUGACUGCCGCUUCGAGUACGAGUAUGAAGGCGGUCACAUCGAUGGUGCUGUCAACCACAACAAUAAAGAACUGCUGGCCGACCAACUCUUUCAGACACCUAUGGAUGGUUUGACUCUACUAAUAUUUCACUGUGAAUAUUCGGCCCAUCGAGCCCCUCUAAUGGCGCGUCAUAUUCGUUCUCAAGAUCGCACUAUUAACGCAGAGCACUACCCCCGCCUAACCUAUCCAGAAGUUUACAUCCUGGAUGGCGGUUACAGUGGUUUCUUUGCUGAACACCGAGCAAGGUGCUUCCCACCGGAAUACGUCGAAAUGUCUGAUGAAAAGCAUCAACGUACUUGCGAGAGAGAAAUGGGACGCUUAAAAGCUCGCAAGCCCUUCGGGCGCGCGCAAACCUUUGCAUUUGGCCAACGGGAAACAUGUCUCCACGAUUCCCCCACUGGCCCCCCUCGUCCUCAGUCACGAAAUAUUAAUAUAUCUUCCCCCCUCUCCAUCCCCGACUCACCUAUAUUUGGUGAGCGAUCAGGGACUCGGCGCAUGGUUUCCUAUUAA
This is a messenger RNA of Trichoderma asperellum CBS 433.97, 1725 nucleotides long. RefSeq lists its product as uncharacterized. Gene Ontology annotation, cellular component: cytoplasm; nucleus. Gene Ontology annotation, biological process: positive regulation of G2/MI transition of meiotic cell cycle; positive regulation of G2/M transition of mitotic cell cycle; protein dephosphorylation. Gene Ontology annotation, molecular function: protein tyrosine phosphatase activity. The record is from RefSeq and is a predicted model, not a curated record. NCBI's taxonomy places the organism in Eukaryota, Fungi, Ascomycota, Sordariomycetes, Hypocreales, Hypocreaceae.